Messenger RNA from Cuscuta europaea, 3427 nucleotides. The record is from the annotation of a GenBank genome assembly. NCBI's taxonomy places the organism in Eukaryota, Viridiplantae, Streptophyta, Magnoliopsida, Solanales, Convolvulaceae.
UGGGUCUCCAUCCCUAUGCGGCGCCACUGUUGCAGUCUGUUCCAAAGUAUAGAAGAGCCCCCAAACCACUCUCUCUCCGUGUCUUUCUUCAAUCCCAUCAAUCAAGGCUAGACUAGCUCACACACCCUCCAGCCUCUCUUAUUUUUCUUCUAGCUCUACUCUCUCUCUCUCUCUCUCUCUCUCUCUCUCAGGUAUGAGAAAACUGAAACCAGAAUUAGAUUUUAAUUUUCUUUGGUAUUCCGCUAACGGGUCUUUGCGUUUAGAGCAGUUGUUUAUUUGUUAGUUUGUUCUUUGCGCUCUUCAUUCAAGAUCGUUUCUUUAUGUCUUUUUUAUCAAUCUUUCUUGUACUGGGUGUCUUUGUAAACUCGGCUAUUUAAUUAUCAUCAAUUGUUAAUUUAUUGCAGACCUGGACCCUUGCAUUUCUUGGUUUGGGGUUAAUUUGGGAAGUAAAUUGGGGGUUGAUUUUCUAUUUCUUUUACUCUUAGAAUUCAUAUGCUCUGGUACUUUAGUAGCAAAAUUAAUUGUUUUGUAGUCUUUUUUGUUGUUGAAUAUUUUUCCUUUCAUAUAUUCUAUUGGAACAAACAUGUCAGUUUAACUUCUUGGAUCUACUGAGUAGAUACCACUAUUGGCUGGUAUGUCUAUGUGAGUAUGUUAACCCUAUGAAAAAAUUUACAAUAAAUCCUUAUGGCUGGAAUAUAUAGCCAUGACUGUGGUCGAAAUAAGAAUUGGUGGUAGUAAGUAGUGAAUUAUGCACUACUAGUGUGCUAAAAGAGAUACUCCGUAUUUAAUGCAUCAUAUUAUUGGAGAAAUGUCAUUUGCAGUAAAAAAAUAUGGCUUGAUUGGUGCACUUUAGCAUUGCUCAAGCUUUGAGAUUUACUACUCUUGGCUAUUUUUCUUUGUAAAUACAUAUACUGUAAAAGUUCACCUCAUAAUUUUACCUAUGUAUUGCAAGCCUUAAAAUUUUUCCUUAUUGUGCUUCUAGUUAAUUAGACAAUUGAGUAUCUUAUUGCACUUCUUCCUGAUUUUUGCAUUUUGAUUCUGGAUUUCUUGUUUGCAGCAAUAAUUUCUAAUAGCUCCAAACAGUCAAACUAUAUGUAGUUUGGAACUCCCAAAGCAAACCAAGGUGGGAAAUUUUAUGUUUUAUAUUUAUCUCAGAGGAGUAACAAUGGAGAAAAAACAACUAAAUUUCAAUGCCCCGCUCAUAUCAGUAAGGAGAAUGUCAUCAAUUGUAUCUCAACCCGAAGAAAUAAUUCGGAAGACGAUUGGCAAGACACUACCAAACAGACAACACUCUCUUCCUGCCCCAAAAACAAAAAAUGAGUUGACCAAACCUGCUGCAGUUCCCUUUGUAUGGGAACAUACUCCCGGACAGAGGAGAUCAGGAAAUGAAAGAAAAACAUAUGCAUAUGAAGAGCCUUGUUCCACUACCCCAAUGCUUCCCCCGGGCCGGACGACCCAAGAUUCUGUAAGAUUCUAUUCGGGCGAAAGGCCACGUGGACAAAACCUCUACAAGUACCAUGCAGAGUCUCUUCCAUGGAAUGAUCAUGCCGCUUUAUUGGAAACCUUGGUUGAUAGUAUGUACUGCUCCAAAGGGGGAUCUGAACCGGAAUUCCGGGAGCACUCUCGUUCUGAUUCUGAUUCAUAUGGUAUGCGAUCACCGUCAGAAUCAUUGUCAUUGAGUUGCGGUAUGAGUGGAUUAAGUGGAUAUCAAGGUCUCGAUGUGAAACCUUCUGGAACGUUCUCUGUUGACUUGCAGACCCGAGAAUUUAUGAUUAACCGGUUCUUACCUGCAGCAAAGGCCGUGGCUUUGAAAAACCCUCAGUAUGUACCGAAAAAGGAGGAACUUUUGGUCAAUGAAGAACUUAAGGUUUCCCCAAUAGAAAGAAAGCCUCCUCAUAAUAUGCCUCCACGUUAUAGUGACUUCACAGAAGAUGAUGAUAGUGAGACUGAAGAUGAAAAAGUUACUACUACACCUACUGCUAAGAAGCAGAAGCAGUGGGGUAGAUCUUGGAAGAUUUUCCCCUGGCUUUGUGUGAAGAAAUCUUUGUGUCUUUUAAAUCGUUUGCCAGGAAUAAAAACUAUAAUUCAAACUCCAGCUCAUGCCCCUCCACUUCCUCCUACAGACAUGAAGAGGUUAGCUAGGAAUGCAUAUAGUGGACCCCUUAAUGUGGGCAGAAAAGCUUAUAGCGGACCUCUCGACAAGCAAGUGUGUGAUGCCAUGUACAACAAACGGCGGUUCCAUUCCGGAGCUCUAUCGGGAGAGCUAUACAAGUGUAAUGGUGAUGAUAGAAGGAUGUCUUAUUCUAGAGAUUCACAUGGACUGUCCCCAAACAGGCAUUCCAGAAGUGGUGCAAUAUCUCCAUACCGAAAUGUAACUCCUCGGUCACCUUUCAACGAAGGCACUAAGUUCCUAGGAGUGCCAAAAGAAGAAGCCAAGACGGCGAGCGGUUAUCUUCAAGAUGCUUCUAGAAAGAGCACAGUAAUGACAACCUCAGACGAGAAAACCUUGUACGUAGAUUCUGUUCAAAAGGUUCCAAGCUCAAUGGUUGCUGCCGUAUCUGCACGGAGCAAAUCGAAGCUUAUAGGAAAUGCAACUAAAGGCAAGAAGGAUGAUCACUUGAUGAGAGAUGAUGAUGACAAAUGCGAAGUUACUACUACUACGACUACUCCAGAUUCACCUCUUCCCCCACCCUUACCCAAGAUGCCUUCUGAGUCAUGGCUUUGGCGCCGCACAUUACCUCCUAUUCCUUUGCAGAAUGUAAAGAAUCAGAGAUCAAAGUCUUCUAAUAAGGCUGUUCCUUCCAAGUGGGAGAGCAUUGUGAAAUCUUCCUUUUUACAUCGCGAUCAUGCCCGCUAUUCUGAGGAGCUUAUUCCACCGACUGCUCGCCAACAACGCAAAAGAGUUUAGAAGAAGAAGCAGCAGCAGAAUGGCUCCCCACCUUUCAAGAAUUCGAGUGUGUUUACUUACUUCCAUUAGUAUAUAUGAUGGUAUUAUUGUAUAGUUUUUCUGUCCCCCAAUACAUGAGAUCUAUCUAACACUCUUCACUUUACCCCCACCCACCAGGUGUUUUUCCCUCUACGAUCUUUUUUUAGUGAGGGUACACCAGGAAUGGAUUUUUUAUUUGUCCAUUUAUUGUGAGAUGAGAAAAGGCAGAGUUCACUCAGUGUAUGAACGAACAUAUGUGUAUAACUACUGUCUGCAUAUGGCUGCUGGAUUGGCCCAUGUCGGCUGCUGUAUUCAUUUAAUUUGUACAAGUUAAAAUGGCUGUGAAAGAUAUGCCAAAAUUAUAUAGUAGCUGCUGUCCUUUAUAUGGAGUGUACUGUAUUACUUUUUGAAUAAUACAACAAUGCAUAUAUUUACUCGUGUUUGAACUUUUAUAGAGUUUUUCUUCAAAUGUUACUCAAAAGAAACACUAUGGAUGAAAAU